GGGUCUUUUUGUGUAAAAGGGAAAUCACAGGACUCACAUGCUUCAGAGCAGAGAAAGUGAGUGAUCAGAGGGUUGUUCGCAGGAAAGGAGACAGACAGUAGUCAUCUCGACUGGGAUAAGGACUUAAGAAGUGGACAGCUGUGACCCGACCCGACCUAAACAUGGAGAAUGGCAGGCAUGAGGAAAAGACAGAGGAUGUGUCUGAAGAUAAAGAAGAAACUGUGGACGAGGCUAACCUGGAGAUCACUCAGCUGCAGGGCCUGGUGGCUGAGCUGCGCGAGGGGCUCCACUCUGCUCUGACAGAGCUCUGCGAGCUGCGUCACAGGGACCAAGGCCUGGAGGAGAAGAUUCAGGCCCAUCAGACCGAUGUGGAUGAUAAGAUCAUGGGCCUCAAGAACUCGCUCAACACCUUCAAGGAGGAGCUGAACGUGGCUUUGCAUGAAAUCAAAGAUGUAUCCAGCAAACAGAAAGAGAUUCAGAGGAGGAUGGAGCUACAGCUACAGGCGGAAAACACCAAUGACAUCAUCUCUCUUCAACAGAGAAAUCAUUCCAAGGCAGACGUGCUGAUGGCUUCAGGGGACGAACAGAUCUGUGUGCCCAGCCAAUCAGAGCUCAGUGUUAUUCAUCACCUGUUCUCCAGUCUGCCACAUAGUGGGUCAUCACCACAGCGAGGCAACACAUUUACACAGACGUCUACCUUUGAGCAGGAGUCUCAGCUGCAGCAGAGAGGUUGUCUGUCCAUGUCUCCAACAUGGGGAGAGAGGAAGUGCAGCAGAGACGACGUGGACACUCUCAGCAGCCAGACUGAAAACAAUAAGAGGCAGAGAGCAGCUCUGGAGCUGCUGGAGUCAGAGCGAGUUUAUGUCUCCCACUUGUCUCUGUUGCUGAAGGCCAACAUCUCCUUCAAUGGAUCAGAGGCGCUGCCAUCCAAAGACAAACGUCCAUUCCCCAGCUCUCUGAGGUUUCUGAUCCAGCAGCACCUCGAGCUCCUCCACACUCUCCAGGAACGCGUGCUCAAGUGCCAAUGGCAAGGCAUUAUGGGGGAUGUGUUCAUGAGGCUCACAAGCAAAGAGAGUGAUUUCCUGGACUUUUACAUUUCCUACCUGAAGGAGCUCCCGGACUGUUUGUCAGUCGUCACCAUGCUUGCCUCCAGCUCCAUGAAAUCGUCUGCCCUCCUGGAGAGUGACAUCAUGGGCGACGAAUCCAAACCAUCACUCCACACUCUACUGCUUCAGCCUGUUCAGAGGAUCCCAGAGUACCUGCUGCUGCUACAGGGGCUGCUGAGGCAGACAGAGGCAGAGCACCCAGAUUACUACCUGCUGCUGGUGUGCAUCCAGCAGUUUCAGUCUUUCACAGCUCAAUAUCACAACCUCCUCCAACACAACCAGGAGCUCCUGCUGCACAACCAGAAGGAGGUGACGAGGUCGACCAUGAAGCAGCUGUUAAAAACAGUGGAGAGUGGAAUUAAAGCAAACAACAUUGGCUCACCGUAUCCAUGCAGCAGUGCCAUGCUGGAACAUGCAAACCAGGCGAAGCACAGCAAACAGCGCCUCCUGGAGCAGAUGCAGUCUCACCGUUUCCAGGACUGGGAGCAGGAUCCUAAACCACAUUGUUACAACACCGAGUGGCCCUCCCACCUAUCGUUCUUCAGUCCUGAUCUGGACUCACGCAGCCAUAACCCAACAGGUCUUGUCAGAAUCCCAGAGAGUGAAGCAUCUGAGAGGUCGUUGUCAUGCCAGCAUCAUCCUCCCUCCAGACCUGCAGACUUCCGUCAGGUUCAGCCUGGUUCUGCUCUGGCUGAUGCUCUUGGAGAGUUCCUUCUCCCUCCAGACCCUCCAGGGAUGGAGAGCCUCUAUGAGGAGGACAGAGGCUCCCUCCACGAUGUCUCUAUGUUUGACCGGUGCUCAUCCGGCUCUUCAGAUUCCUCCAUUGAUAUUGCCUUCGUCAAAUGCCCCAAAGGCCCGUCAGCAUCACGUCACGCAAUGGAAGCGAGUGUGUCGUCCACACAUAAUGUCUUUGGUAACGGUGGAAGUCGAGGCGGCGGUUACAGCAAACUGCCCAACCGAGGAUGUGUGUCCCCAGACGAAGCUAUCAUGAUGCGCCACAAUCAGCAUCGCCCCCUUCAGGCCAGCCAGCGUAAAAGCAAGUCCCUGAAUGGCCUUCAGAUGGAGACCACAGUGAGUGGACUGGAUAGUGGACCUCUGUCAAACCACAUCCAAAGAGCUGGACUGGGCAGUCACGCUAAGCUGGAGCGCCAGGGCAGUAAAGGCAGCAAUCGGUGUCCAACCCCAUCCCGUAAGGUCCACAGUCCACUGGGGAACAGAGUGGACACAGACAAACAGAGCGAUGAUCUUCAUGGACUGCUCAGUACUGACUCUGGGAUCCAGUCUUGGGGGGACGAGUCAAAGUGGAGGAGUGGGACUGAGGAGAUCAACCACUCAGCGUUCAGUGAGAGGAGUCGGAAACAGGACAAAGGAGGCUUCAGGAGCUCGUUCAAGAGACUCUUCAAGAAGAAAAGCAGUGAUGAGAAGAAAGAAAAGGGAGGUGAGAAAACACCAGAGAACCACAACAGCAGUGAACGCGAGAUGCCGGGGAAGAAAUUAGUUCAUCUGGAGAUAAACCGUGGCACAGCUGUAUGAACCUCCCUCUGUCACACACUGGUCAUCCACGCUUAAGCACACAAAAGCUACGUGAACACUUAUCUUACUGUAUAAAUAUUGUACAGGUCUGAGCAGUUUAUUAAAGCAGCAUUUUUUCUUUACAUUUCAUACUGACGUUCAUGAGAAAACACAGUCGUGCCUCUGCUUCUCUCACUGAGGGAAAGUUUUGAUUGUAAUGCCAGAAAGACCAGGUGUUUUAAGUCUGUGUAGAUUACUAAAGUGCGUGUAAAGUGGUAGGAGAAUGUGUUACUAACCAUCUUGGCA
This is a messenger RNA of Solea solea (common sole), 2924 nucleotides long. It is a transcript of the gene arhgef33, whose product is annotated as Rho guanine nucleotide exchange factor (GEF) 33. Gene Ontology annotation, molecular function: guanyl-nucleotide exchange factor activity. NCBI's taxonomy places the organism in Eukaryota, Metazoa, Chordata, Actinopteri, Pleuronectiformes, Soleidae. The transcript is spliced from 17 exons. The record is from RefSeq and is a predicted model, not a curated record. Bases 162 to 2639 code for a protein of 825 amino acids.